AUGGAAGUUCCCAAUACCAUGUGGGGAUUUCGCUCAUCAUCAACAUUAGCGAGCAUUUUUCUCCUACUCUCAGUUGCCGUGAACUUUUCAGUAAACCAUGUUUCAGCUGCUAAACAAUUUCAAAAUGAGACCGAUCGACUUGCUCUGCUUGAAUUCAAGAAGCAGAUAUAUGAUGACCCGUUUGGAGUCCUGAAUUCCUGGAACCAUUCACAGCACCAUUGCCAGUGGGAAGGAGUCACCUGUAGUACUCGACAUCAGAGGGUCAUAGCCUUGACUCUACGGCAUAAGCAGUUGUCUGGAACCAUAUCUCCUCAUGUCGGAAAUCUAAGCUUCAUGAGGUUCAUCCAACUUCCGGAGAAUCAAUUCCACGGAGAGAUUCCCCAAGAAUUCGGUCGCCUCUUCAGGCUGAGAGUCUUGAACCUAUCAAGUAACGCAAUCAGUGGAAAAAUCCCAGCAAACCUGAGCUACUGCGCAGAGUUGGUAACUAUUAGCCUAACGGGGAACAAGCUAGAAGGGAAAAUUCCGAUUGAUCAGCUAAGCAGUCUGAAGAAGCUUGAAUAUUUUAACCUUCGCACAAACAAUUUGACAGGAGAGAUUCCCUCCUCCAUUGGUAACUUAUCGUUAUUGAUUGGACUCGCUCUCGACUUCAACAACCUGGAGGGAAAGCUGCCUCUAGAGAUGGGGCUCUUGAAAAGGUUGGUUCAAUUAUUUCUUGGAGAAAAUAAACUAUCUGGUAUAAUCCCUGCCUCCAUCUUUAAUAGUUCAGCCAUUACUGUCAUUUCAGUGGCCGGCAAUUCCUUUCAUGGCAAUCUCCCAAUCACCUUACCAAAUCUGGAAGCAUUAGGUGUUGGGGGAAACAAGUUCUAUGGAAACUUUCCAAUUUCAAUCACCAAUGCUUCGGGGCUUGAGGUACUUGAUCUUUCCAGCAAUAAGUUUGCCGGCCAAAUUCCGACUAAUUUAGGAGAUCUGACACAACUUAAUUUUUUAUCUCUUAGUGAUAAUCUCUUCGGCAGUAAUUCUAUAGGCGACUUGGGUUUUAUUGGAUCACUGACCAACUGCAGUAAUCUAAGAAUCCUUUCCCUGAGUAUCAAUAAAUUUGGAAGUAAUAUACCUAGAGUCAUGUCCAAUCUCUCAAAUCAACUCACUGAAUUGUACUUGGGGGGAAAUCAACUGUCAGGAACUAUUCCAGAAGGGUUUGGAAAUUUUGUCAACCUAUAUAUCCUUAGCCUUGAAUCCAACUCUCUUUCUGGGGUCAUUCCAAGAGAUAUUGGCAAAUUACAAAAUUUGCAACAUCUGCGUUUUGGCAAUAAUCAAUUUUCAGGACAGAUAGUCUCUACCCUAUGUAACGCCACCACUCUAUACCUUCUGGACUUGUCAACCAACCAGUUUGAAGGGGGCAAUAUACUUGACAAUGUUCUUAUAAACUGUCAAAAUUUGCAAUAUCUUGAUAUAUCUCAAAACAACUUCACUGGAAUUAUAUCACCACAUUUUUUGGAGACGCACUCAUCACUGAUUGCUAUGGGAUUAAGUGAAAAUUCUUUCACUGGUUCUCUGCCUCCUGAAGUUGGAAAGCUUGUACAUUUGGUGAAUUUCUCGGUUUCCCACAACCAACUUGCUGGAGCUAUACCCAUCUCACUUGCUGACUGUUCAGAUCUGGAGAAUCUUUAUAUGGAAGCCAAUUUUUUCCAAGGAACAAUUCCACCAAAUUUGGCUUCUUGGAAGAGCAUCCAGCAAUUAGACCUUUCAAGUAACAAUUUGACAGGACCAAUACCAAAGGAACUUGAGAAGCUUCAAUAUUUGAGGUACUUAAACCUUUUCUACAACGACAUCGAGGGCGAGAUACCAAAAACAGGGAUUUUCAGUAAUGCAAGCCAAAUAUCAUUGAUUGGCAACAACAAACUCUGUGGAGGCAUUCCAGAAUUGGAGUUCCCUCCUUGCCCAGUGAUUAAGGGGAAAAACAGAGGAAAGCUGAAGGUUAUCAUAUUGCUGUCCAUUGUUUUACCAGCAACGCUUCUGGUUCUUGGUGCAUUGUUGUUAUAUUUCUUGGUAUAUCAUAAAGGAGAAAGAAGCAUGGUGGCAGGAUUCUCUAGCAUGCCCCCAAGAAUCGAUGAGCUCUUACGGCUUUCUUACCAUGAACUUCUUCGUGCAACUUCUGGAUUUUCUCCAGAAAACUUAAUUGGUUCAGGAAAUUUUGGAUUUGUCUACAAAGGAAGGCUAGAAAAAAAUGGCAACAAGCUUGUAGCAGUCAAAGUUCUUGAUCUUCAGAAGAAUGGGGCUUCGAAAAGUUUUAAGGCCGAGUGCAAAGCAUUAAGAAAUAUUCGCCAUAGAAACCUCGUUUCUAUCGUGAGUUAUUGCUCCAGUAUUGAUUCCAAGGGUGAUGAAUUCAAAGCUCUAGUCUAUGAGUUGAUGGAAAAUGGAAAUCUGGACCUGUGGCUGCAUCCUUCAGAGACAACUGAUCAGGCAACAAGCUCAAGAAGUCUUAAUCUUCUUCAGAAGCUAAAUAUUGGAAUUGAUGUGGCUUCAGCAUUGCAAUAUCUUCACGACCACUGCGAAGCUGAGAUUGUUCACUGUGAUCUAAAACCAAGUAACAUUCUUCUUGACAAUGAUCUUGUUGCUCAUGUGGGUGAUUUUGGAUUGGCAAGGCUUCUCCCAAAACCCAUCAACACUUCUUCCGAGCAAGGAACCAGCAGUAGCAUUGCCAUAAAAGGAUCGAUCGGUUAUGCAGCUCCAGUAACUAUAAUUUACAACCUUUUUAUGGGCAAGAUGUUACUUAAUUGUGCACAGAAGUAUAGAACUUUUGGAAGAUUUAAUUCUUUUUAA
Molecule: messenger RNA, 2820 nt
Organism: Coffea eugenioides
Lineage: Eukaryota; Viridiplantae; Streptophyta; Magnoliopsida; Gentianales; Rubiaceae
Product: putative receptor-like protein kinase At3g47110
Exons: 1
Coding region: 1-2820 (939 amino acids)
Biological process (GO): protein phosphorylation
Molecular function (GO): protein binding; protein kinase activity; ATP binding
Source: RefSeq, a predicted model, not a curated record